Messenger RNA from Diospyros lotus (date-plum), 1898 nucleotides. RefSeq names its product G2/mitotic-specific cyclin-2-like. Gene Ontology annotation, molecular function: cyclin-dependent protein serine/threonine kinase regulator activity. Bases 201 to 1487 code for a protein of 428 amino acids. Gene Ontology annotation, cellular component: centrosome; cyclin-dependent protein kinase holoenzyme complex; cytoplasm. Lineage: Eukaryota; Viridiplantae; Streptophyta; Magnoliopsida; Ericales; Ebenaceae. The transcript is spliced from 10 exons. Gene Ontology annotation, biological process: mitotic cell cycle phase transition; regulation of cyclin-dependent protein serine/threonine kinase activity. The record is from RefSeq and is a predicted model, not a curated record.
UCCUAGCGACACGCCGUACUUGCUACUUUCCUCUUCUUCUUCUUCUCCUCCUCCUCCUCGGUUCAGUCUGUAGAUUUAGGGUUUUCGAGCUAGACUAGAUAGAUGCUCUCCUAGCCUGCAUUCUGCGGUUUGUUCUGAAAGAAGAGGGAUCUCUCUCUGGUCUGGGUUUUUGGGGUUUGUCGUUCGGGUAGCCUAAGAAAAUGGUGAUAUCUGAUGAGAACAAUCCCAUUCUGAUUAAACCCACAAGGUCUCAAGGAGCGCAAUUUGGAGUGGAGAUGAGAAACAAUCGAAGAGCUUUAGGCGUCAUUAAUCAGAAUUUAGCUGGAGCUCAUCCCUACCAUCGUGUCGUCAACAAGAGAGCCCUCUCAGAAGUGCAUGAAAUCUGUGACAAGAAUCUUCUCCAUUCGGAUCAUAGACCCAUCACCAGAAAAUAUGCAGCCCAGAUUGCAAGUGCACAACCGCCUUGCCCGGAGGAAAGUAAGAAAUCCAACUCAUCAUCAACUCAGAAUCUCACAAUCUGGGAAGAUUGUCCAAUAACAGAUGUGGAGGAAGACAAGGUUUGUACAGACCACCCAGUACCCAUGGCCUUGGAACAAACCGAAACAAUGCCAGAUGAGAAGGAUCAGAUGGAAGUCGAAAUGGAGGACAUAUUUGAGGAUGCCAUCCUGGAUAUUGACAACACCAAUGCCAAGAAUCCGCUUGCAGUAGCAGACUACGUUGACGAUCUCUAUGCAUACUACAGAAAAAUGGAGAGUUGUAGCUGUGUUUCGUCCAACUACAUGGCUCAACAAUUCGACAUCAGUGACAGGAUGAGGGCCAUUCUAAUCGACUGGCUUAUUGAGGUACACUACAAAUUUGAACUGAGGGACGAGACAUUAUUUCUGACGGUUAAUCUUAUAGACAGAUUUUUAGCCCAACAAGCCAUGGUAAGGAAGAAGCUGCAGUUGGUGGGUCUGGUUGCUAUGCUGUUGGCUUGCAAAUACGAGGAAGUUUCGGUCCCGGUUGUGGAUGAUUUGAUUUUCAUUUCAGACAAGGCUUACUCAAGGAAAGAGCUCCUUGAAAUGGAGAGAUUGAUGCUGAAUGCUUUGCAAUACAACAUGUCAGUUCCAACUCCCUAUGUUUUCAUGAGAAGAUACCUCAAGGCCGCCGAAUCCGACAAGAAGCUUGAGACUCUGUCUUUCUUCCUGGUUGAGCUCUGCCUGGUGGAGUACGAGAUGCUGAGAUUCCCUCCAUCUUUCUUGGCUGCUGCUGCAGUCUACACUGCUCAAUGCACCCUCUAUGGAUUCAAGCAGUGGACCAAGACCUGUGAGUGGUACACUAGCUACUCAGAAGAUCAGCUCCUAGAAUGCUCAAAACUGAUAGUGAGUUUCCAUGACAAGGCAGCAGCAGGGAAGCUAACUGCAGUUCACCGGAAGUACUCGACAUCCAAGCUCGGCUGCACGGCGAAAUGCCAGCCUGCUCAUUUUCUGGUAGGGUCCAAACAAUAACAGGAAGAUGGUGGGGAACAUAAGGCCACCACCACUGCAUGCUAACUUAAAAGUGAUUUUUAUUUGAACUUUGGGUUGAUAUGGAGAAGAAUGUACAACACUGGAGAGUUCGAUUCCACUUUCUCAGGGGUUGGAAAAUUCAAAUGAAAUAAAUAAUUCAGCAACUUGAGUUGCCCCUAAUGGGACUAAUUACCAAAUUCUUGAUCAUGCAGCCAUGGCUGCUUGAUUGGACUGUUUCUGUUUUAAUUGUUUAAUAAAAUAAUUUUCUGAUUGCACAUUCUUUUUCUGGCCAUUGCUUCUAUUAAUUUACUUUGGAUCAGUUCUGUUCAGACUCCCAAUUAUCUUUCCUUUUUUCUUGUUAAAAUUACAAACUCUCAUAUACAAAAAAAGAAAAAGAAUUAUCUACAGAAA